Messenger RNA from Grammomys surdaster, 1859 nucleotides. RefSeq names its product receptor-type tyrosine-protein phosphatase delta-like. Gene Ontology annotation, molecular function: protein binding. Bases 144 to 1859 code for a protein of 571 amino acids. The transcript has 10 exons. Gene Ontology annotation, biological process: cell-cell adhesion. The record is from RefSeq and is a predicted model, not a curated record. NCBI's taxonomy places the organism in Eukaryota, Metazoa, Chordata, Mammalia, Rodentia, Muridae.
CUUCUAGACAUUCUCCUAGGAUUCAAUAUUGAUCAGGAGAAGAAAUGGAAGACCUGAGACAGGCUCUGAAAGGGUUCCAGCUGAAGUUUCUGAGCAGAUCAGUCGCUGUGGCUCCCUAGGCUGAGUUUCCAAGCUGCCGGUGCAUGCCAUUGACAAGCUGCAGGAUGGUGCCCGUGGCCAGGCCGCUGUCGCUGCUCCUCGCCUUCUUCCUCUGCGCCUGUGCUGAGACACCUCCCAGAUUUACACGAACUCCGGUUGAUCAGACAGGGGUCUCUGGAGGAGUUGCAUCGUUCAUUUGUCAAGCUACAGGAGACCCAAGACCUAAAAUUGUCUGGAACAAAAAAGGAAAGAAAGUCAGCAACCAGAGAUUUGAGGUAAUAGAAUUUGACGAUGGAUCUGGAUCAGUUCUCAGAAUACAGCCCUUAAGGACUCCACGGGAUGAGGCCAUUUAUGAAUGUGUGGCCUCAAAUAAUGUGGGAGAAAUAAGUGUGUCCACAAGACUCACAGUUUUACGUGAGGAUCAGAUUCCUAGGGGUUUCCCUACCAUUGAUAUGGGCCCACAGUUGAAGGUGGUGGAACGUACCCGCACCGCCACCAUGCUCUGUGCAGCCAGCGGUAAUCCAGAUCCAGAAAUCACUUGGUUUAAAGAUUUCUUACCUGUUGACACAAGCAACAACAAUGGUCGUAUUAAGCAGUUACGAUCAGGAGCCCUGCAGAUCGAACAGAGCGAAGAAUCCGACCAAGGAAAAUAUGAGUGUGUUGCCACCAACAGCGCGGGCACUCGCUACUCUGCCCCUGCCAAUUUAUAUGUCAGAGAGCUGCGAGAAGUUCGCCGUGUCCCACCAAGAUUCUCUAUUCCACCCACUAAUCAUGAAAUCAUGCCAGGUGGAAGUGUAAAUAUCACCUGUGUGGCAGUGGGGUCACCAAUGCCUUAUGUGAAGUGGAUGUUGGGGGCAGAAGAUCUGACACCAGAAGAUGAUAUGCCAAUAGGAAGAAAUGUCCUAGAACUAAAUGAUGUAAGACAGUCAGCAAAUUACACCUGUGUUGCUAUGUCGACACUGGGCGUCAUUGAAGCAAUAGCACAGAUCACUGUCAAAGCCUUACCCAAGCCUCCAGGAACUCCUGUAGUGACCGAGAGCACAGCUACAAGCAUCACACUAACAUGGGACUCUGGGAAUCCUGAGCCUGUCUCUUACUACAUCAUUCAGCAUAAGCCUAAAAAUUCUGAAGAACCAUAUAAAGAAAUUGACGGGAUAGCAACCACACGCUACAGUGUUGCUGGAUUAAGUCCCUACUCGGAUUAUGAAUUUAGGGUUGUUGCUGUCAAUAACAUUGGGCGAGGCCCAGCAAGUGAGCCUGUGUUAACUCAGACCUCAGAACAAGCACCAUCCAGUGCCCCACGGGAUGUUCAGGCUCGUAUGUUGAGCUCUACCACCAUUCUGGUACAGUGGAAGGAACCCGAGGAGCCAAAUGGACAGAUCCAAGGAUACAGAGUUUAUUAUACAAUGGACCCCACUCAGCAUGUCAACAACUGGAUGAAACACAAUGUAGCUGAUAGCCAAAUCACUACGAUUGGCAAUUUAGUACCCCAAAAAACAUACUCUGUCAAAGUCCUGGCUUUUACCUCAAUUGGAGAUGGUCCUCUUUCUAGUGAUAUACAAGUCAUCACUCAAACAGGAGUACCAGGGCAGCCACUAAACUUCAAAGCAGAACCUGAAUCUGAAACAAGUAUUUUGCUGUCUUGGACACCGCCACGAUCAGAUACCAUUGCCAGCUAUGAACUGGUCUACAGAGAUGGGGAUCAAGGAGAAGAGGUAAGACUUAUAAAUCUUUUCUCUGUGGAAAAGAUUUACACAUGA